Molecule: messenger RNA, 678 nt
Organism: Carcharodon carcharias (great white shark)
Lineage: Eukaryota; Metazoa; Chordata; Chondrichthyes; Lamniformes; Lamnidae
Product: transcription factor CP2-like
Exons: 5
Coding region: 116-457 (113 amino acids)
Biological process (GO): regulation of transcription by RNA polymerase II
Cellular component (GO): nucleus
Molecular function (GO): DNA-binding transcription activator activity, RNA polymerase II-specific; RNA polymerase II cis-regulatory region sequence-specific DNA binding
Source: RefSeq, a predicted model, not a curated record
GUUUUUGUAGGAUCUUUUGCAUGAGGCUGAUCCCUGGUCUUGAGGAUUCAGAUGAAAGAAAUUGACUCUAAUCUUGAAUUGAGGGGACUGGGGAACGUUCUAGAAAUGUACAAGGAUGGUCAGACCGAGGCUAACCAUUUAUGUUUGUCAGGAGUUGCAGCAAGUUCGAGAGCAGCAACAGCAGAAACAUGAAAAUGGUGAUUCUGUGAGCAGUUCUUUCUAUGUGUACCACGCAAUUUAUUUUGAAGAAUUAACAGCAAUUGAAAUGACCGAGAAGAUAGCUCAACUUUUCAAUAUUUCUCCUCGUCAAAUCCAUCAGAUCUACAAACAGGGACCCACGGGUAUUCACGUGCUUGUGAGUGAUGAGAUGAUCCAAAACUUCCAGGAUGAAUCUUGUUUUGUUUUAGACACAUUAAAAGCUGAGGGCAGUGACAGUUACCACAUAAUCCUCAAGUGAAUAAUUUCCAUGGAUAGUGUCUUCAGUGAAUGACUUCACCCCUAAGUUGUGGUUCCUACUCUUGAGAGAAAAACAUUUACAGCCCUUUAAAAAGACAAAAGGAUGUUGCUGCCUAUCCUGGCUGGGCAGGAGGAAUCGCAAUGGGAUUGUAUACAUGUUCAGCAGCCUGACACAAGUGACUAAUAUUUGUUGAAGCAAAUUCUCACAGGCAACUGGGGGCA